UUGUUUUUCUUGCACACGUUCAAGUAAUUAGGCUUCAACUUUCUGAAUUAUUAAGUAAUACAAUUUUUUCAUUAUUCAAUUAAACAUUUCUUGCAAUUACAUUAAUAGUUUGUAUCUGUGUCAUUCUUCAUUAUAACUUUCAAUUCAUUCCACACGUUUUUAACCUUCACACUACACCUAAAAAAAAACAUCUAUAUAUAUAUAUGCAUAUAUCUAGAUAUAAAUCCCAUAAGUCAAAACCAAAAACAAUUCAACAAAACCAUCAUAUAUACACAUAAACUCUUAUUAUUUCUAACUUCUUCAUUAUUAUUUUUCACUAGACUCAUGGAAAUCUUUGGAAAAAUAUUAUUCAUACUUUUAUUAUUUUCUUCUAUUUUCUCAAUAGUUUCAUCAAGAAAAGAACCUUCCACAAAAAACAUAGAUUGGUGGUGUAACAAAACACCACAUCCUAAACCAUGCAAACACUAUACAACUCAAAUGAAGAAUCAUUUCAAAAUCAAACAUAGAGUUGAGUUUAGAAGAAUGCUUGUUCAACUAGCCUUAGAACAAUCUCUUAUCAUGCAAAAAGAAUCGCAACAAAACUCAUCAAUCGAGCAUAAAAUCGUUCAUGGUGAUUGUUUGAAGCUGAUAGAAAACACAAUCUUUCAUCUCAAUCGUACACUAGAAGGAUUAAACAAUAUAUGUUCACCAAAUGAUGCACAAACAUGGCUCACAACUUCUCUCACAAACAUUGAAACAUGUAAAAAUGGAGCUUUAGAACUCAAUGCGCAAGAUUUCAAUUUCAUUGUUCAUAACAAUGUAAUUGAGAUGAUAAGGAACACCUUAGCCAUCAAUAUGUAUUUCUUGAAACACAACAAAGAAACCGGAGAAGGGUCAUUUCCAAGUUGGUUUUCAAAGCAUGAGCGGAAGCUUUUGCAAUCUAAAUCUUCACUAAAGUUUAAUAUUGUGGUGGCAAAAGAUGGUUCGGGACAGUUUAAGACAGUGCAAGCUGCUUUGGAUAAUGCUGCUAAGAGAAAAUAUAAAGCAAGAUUUGUGAUACAUGUGAAGAAAGGUGUUUAUAAAGAAAAUAUUGAGGUUAAUGUUCAUAAUGAUAACAUUAUGUUGGUUGGUGAUGGAAUGCAAAAUACGAUAAUAACAAGUUCUAGAAGUGUUCAAGGAGGUUAUACUACUUAUAGCUCAGCAACAGCUGGUAUUGAUGGACUUCACUUCAUUGCGCGUGACAUAACCUUCCAAAAUACCGCCGGUCCACACAAAGGUCAAGCAGUGGCGCUACGAUCAGCCUCAGAUUUGUCUGUCUUCUAUCGAUGUGCCAUAUCAGGUUACCAAGACACUCUCAUGACGCAUGCACAACGUCAAUUUUACAGACAAUGCUACAUCUACGGAACCGUAGACUUCAUCUUUGGCAACGCCGCAGUGGUAUUCCAAAAUUGUAACAUUUUCGCGAGAAAGCCAGUAGAUGGCCAAGCUAACAUGAUCACAGCCCAAGGUCGAGGAGAUCCAUUCCAAAACACCGGAAUUUCAUUCCACAAUUGUCAAAUUAGGGCUGCAUCGGAUCUAAAGCCCGUUGUCGACAAGUACAAAACCUAUUUGGGUCGGCCUUGGCAACAAUACUCAAGAGUUAUGGUGAUGAAAACUUUUAUGGAUACCUUAGUGAGUCCAUUGGGUUGGUCUCCAUGGGGUGACACUGAUUUUGCUCAAGAUACUUUGUAUUAUGGAGAGUAUGAAAACUAUGGGCCGGGCUCAUCGACAAAAGAUAGAGUGAAAUGGCUGGGCUAUCAUGUGAUUACAAGCCCAAGUGAUGCAUCAAAGUUUACUGUAACUGGGCUUCUUGCAGGCCCAUCAUGGUUGGCUACUACUACUGUGCCAUUUACAUCUGGUCUUUGAUAUUGUAUGUUUUUGAAUAACUAGUUCUUCAUUAUUAAUAUUUUUUGUAUGUAAAAGCAAUAUUAUAUAAUAUAUCUAUAAUUGUGUAUAUUUAAUAGCACUUGUUUAUAAAAGCGCUAUUAAAUAUAUUACCUCAAAACAUAUAUUAGCCCUUUUGUUAU
Messenger RNA from Vicia villosa (hairy vetch), 2045 nucleotides. RefSeq names its product pectinesterase-like. Gene Ontology annotation, molecular function: pectinesterase activity; pectinesterase inhibitor activity. Lineage: Eukaryota; Viridiplantae; Streptophyta; Magnoliopsida; Fabales; Fabaceae. The transcript has 3 exons. The record is from RefSeq and is a predicted model, not a curated record. Bases 325 to 1884 code for a protein of 519 amino acids. Gene Ontology annotation, biological process: cell wall modification.